Molecule: messenger RNA, 2628 nt
Organism: Colius striatus (speckled mousebird)
Lineage: Eukaryota; Metazoa; Chordata; Aves; Coliiformes; Coliidae
Product: C-signal-like
Exons: 8
Coding region: 1120-1980 (286 amino acids)
Source: RefSeq, a predicted model, not a curated record
GCUGAGGGGCAGACUGGUGUCCUGUGUGAAACAGGGUGCAGCUGUCGAGCUUUUCAGGCUUGAGUAGAUCUUACUAGAAACGUGGCUUGCUGUUUAAACAUCCUCUGUCAGCUCCAGGGGAAAUGAGAUGCAUGAGGGGCUUUGUGGUCAGUCUUCAGGUGUCUCUGUGACUUCUGAUGCUGCUUUUCAAUCCAGACCAAUCUUAUGGCAAUUUGCUUCAUUUUUAAUAUGGAGGCAAGGCAGCUGAGAGGGUUUGCAGUCAAUCUCUAGUCAGCUUCCUGAGCUGGAGGUUGCAUAGGAUCAUUCUCUAUAAUUACCUGUGGAUGUAUGUGUGAACUUGACUGAUCUUUCUUUGAACUGAGUGGUGCAUUUGACCUUUUGAGCUCCCUUGAUACUCUGCGCCAUAACAGGAGUUACUACUUCACACAAGAGUUACCUCUUUGAAAUCCAUCAUUACUGGGUGACCUAUGGGUCUCCUGUGCAGGGGGAGCACUGGUUAUUUCCUGGCCACCUUGCUGUAGGAGUAGUUGGUUUGUAGUUCGUUUUCCAUAGCUCUGAUUACAUCUCAACUGAGAAAACCCAAUACAUUGAGAUAGGGAGGAGACAGAAGGAAAGCUUCUCAGCUUCAGCUGCUUCCACUGCUGGGGAACUGAAGUUAAUCUGUUCUGAGUCAGCAAACUCUGCCUUGACCUAUGCACACAGAUGGAAACUAAUUAUUUAGCCCUUGGUAUGCUAAAUAACUGAGUAGGAGUCAAGGCAGCUUAGACAUAAUGGGAUUUUUAAAAAGUAACUUCAGUUUGUUCAGAUAUGGAUGACCUGAAGUAAUAAUGUUGCCUACAGUUCCCAUUUUAAGUCUUCCUCAUUCCUGCUCCCUGGAUAUUACUUGGAGCAGGUCACCCUCAGAUCUCUAAUCUCAGUUCUAAAAGGCAAUCAGCGUUACCCUGUUUAAUGACUUCAUUCUGCUCUGGAUCCUUCAGGAAUUGCCUCUAGUCCAGUUCCUGAGGUAAGCAGCAUGUUGGGAGGCAGGUUGCACGGCUGCAGCCUCCUCCAGGAGGAAUUGCCUUAGUUCAGGCUCAGCUCUGGUAGCCACAGACGUGACCUUCCUCCAGUGUGAGCAGCAUGGACAAGGGUAAAGUUGCCAUGUGCUUCAGACACCAGCUGAAUGUUGUGAACAGCAAUGGCUCUGGCUCUCUUCACUCGCACCACAGAGAACAAGCUGCACAGACCUGGCUGAAGCAUUUGGCUCAGAGGAAGCCCAGGACGACAGUGGCUGAAGGAGGAGAGCAGCCUGGGGCCUGCUCUGCGGAGAGACUUUCUGCACCAGAAAUAACCAUCACAGUCAUGACUUUCUCCUCAAAGGAACUCCAGCAGCUUAGCAAGCAAUACAGCAAUGUCAAGCUCCUUCAACUGGAUGUGGUCUGUGAAAACAGCAUCAAGAAAGUAGUCAAGGAAGUGGAAGAAAUCGUGGGAGACAAAGGUCUGAACUGCCUCAUUAACAAUGCUGGCAUCAACGUGCUUGCUUCCUUGGAAGAAGUUACAGCAGAGACAAUGCUCACCAUUUAUGAAACCAAUACAGUUGCCCAGCUGAUGGUCACCAAGGCAUUUCUACCCCUUCUGAGGAAGGCAGCCCAGCUGAGCACAGGAAUGGGCUGCCAUAGAGCUGCUAUUAUCAAUAUGUCCUCUCUUGCUGCCUCCAUGCAACUUGUCCAGGCAAACGAGAUGUUCCUCAAGGUCUACCCUUACAGGAUAGCAAAGACUGCACUGAACAUGAUCACCAGGUGUCUUGCUGCAGACUUGAAGUCAGAUGGAAUUCUCUGCAUUUCCUUGCAUCCUGGCUGGCUUCAGACAGACAUGGGUGGAAACAUGGCUCCCAUGCAGGUGCAAGAGGCUAUCCCAGGUAUUCUCUCCGUUUUGGACCGUCUUGGUGAAAAAGAAAAUGGUUCCUUCCUGGACUGGCAAGGGGAAACUCUGCCCUGGUAGAAGUGCACAGUAUGCUACAGAAACAGCAUGUCGGUCACUAUUUAACUUGUGCCACUGAUGUUUGUGUCUCUAGGGUUUUUCUUAGAUGCUUGUUGAAGUAGCCAGUCUGAUAUUCAGCCUCUCUCUAGGUGUAUUUGGAAAGUGAGGUGGCUGACUCUCUUACUUGGUAUUGUUACUGCUCUGUUCUAAUGCUUCCUGCAAACACUACUGUGCUCUCAGUGAUGGCUAUCUCUUGGAACCAUCUAAAUUAGAUGAAAAACUGCAAGUUAAAUCCAGGGGCUGGUUCCUCUUCACUUCCAAAACCAAGGUGGGCCUCUCGUUCUCUGCAGAAGUCAAUGACCUGACCUCAGAGUAAGGCAGGUGCAGGCUGUCAGAUUCCAGUACAUUCAGUCUGCUGGAGACAUGUCUCUGGGGAAGGACCUUCAGUUACCUUCACUCCUAACCGAGCCAAGGCUGAAUUUGUCCAGGUCUAAACUAUGUGUAUUUGGUACUUUUGUAAGUUCUUCAGCAACCUGAGUGUCCCCAGGAUGACAGCACACACCAGGCACUUGCUUUGUUCCCAGUGACUAACAUCCUGAUAUGGGGGUGGGAAUGUUGUUUUGUACAUAAACUUCUAAAGUGUCUUCAAUAAAGUCUGGUUUAAACAAA